AAAAAAAAUGAUUUAUGGGUGCCUUCAUUGUGCAUGGCUACUGCUGUAUGCAUGAAAAACCGUUCAAGUCAUGCAACUGCAUUACAGUUGCUGAUAUCAAUCAUAUUCCAACAUUGCAGCUUAACAGCUGCUAUGGCAAGAUUGAGGGUUGUGAGACUGACAGUUUCUCAUACAUAAAUUUAUAAGAGACUGGAUGAAUUUGGUAAAGAGCUGGAUGAGGAUUUUCUGACCUCUGCUUCAGCUAAGGGGCAGCAAAUACAAUGCAAGCCUGUAUUUGUUUCAUCUCCUAAAAAGAAAGCUUCUAUGUCUAGCCUGGCAAAGAGUAGUAGUCUAAAUGGAAAGAAAAUCAUUUUUGAUAAUGUUGAUUAUGCACGAAAGGUUCAUCAGAUGAGUGAAACACACCAGAAUAUGCUUCAUCAUUGGGUAACCUACAUGUCUACAGAAAAUAGAUUGCCUGGGCACCAUUUACCUGCUGGAAAACCUAUUGGAAGCAUCGAUAAAGUUGAAAAUGCAAUUUAUCUUCCUAGCAAGAAAGAUCACAUAAAGCAACGUUUGGAUUAUGUGUAUUUAGUUGCAAGGCUGAUAACACGUCAUAUUCCUUGUCUACAAUUUCUCAGAACUGUUGUGAAAGAACACAUGCCACAUAAGUUUUCUCAUUCUACUGGCUUAGCAACCAAAACUGUAUUUCAUGGCUGCAUCUACGAAAAUGAGAAUGACUCUGAUGGUAUCCAGAAAGUUUUGAAAAAACUACACACACUGGUUCCUGUUUAUGAAGAAGACGGUGAAAAGAAAUUUGGAGAGCAAGGUAUUGUGGGUGACCAACUUUCUGUGGAGAGAGGCGUUAACUGCUUGCUACAAGUAUCAAACGGAUUUAGCAGUGAAGACCGCUUUGAUGGCAUUCAUUUUGAAAUUGGAGACUUCCAUGCUGCUAUGAAAUUUUUGCAGAUUGGCUUUGACAGAUUUUACACAGGUGCAUCUGCAGCAGAUCACUGUACAUUGUUUGCUGAUAGCGUUCUUAUUAACAGGCGCAACGUUGGUUCAGAUGUUCGAUCACGGUAUAACCCAUGCAAACAGUUCUUUUUGAUGGAAGUAGAGGCCAGAUUGAUUGCUGCAGUAAUGGAAUUGCUAAAGAUGACAUCCAUAGAGGACAUUCCAGACAAAAACAUUCUCCAAGAGAAAUUGAAAACAGAAACUCUCGCAAAAAAGAGAGAAUUUCUUGAAAACUUAGCAGCAACAGUUGUUGAUUCACACAUAAUGCAAAUUGAUAAAGUUGCAAAUUACCUGGCAAGUGUCAAUCUUCCAACAAAGAUAGAGGUUCAACAGUACAAAGGAUCUGAUGAUGAUAUAUAUAACUAUCAAAUUGCAUUACUUGAAUUUGGAAUGAUUGUUAAAAAUUUUUUUGAUGCAAUUUCUGAAGGAGAUGGUGAUCGGUUGUUGAGGAACUGGAAGUUCAUGUUGCUAUACUUGAAAGAGGAUGGAAGAGGAAGUACAAAAUAUGCAUUGGAAGCAUUUUAUUUAAUAAGCCAGGCAAACUGCUUGCUGUCAGAACGUGCGGCAUUUAGGAUGGUGUGGAAUCGUUUCUCAAAAACCAAGCAUGGCUGGGGAGGAAAUAUUCCACUAGAUCUUGCAUUGGAACAUCUUAACAGGCUGCUUAAGAAUGUUUUACGCAUGCUAGGCCCCAAUGCCACCAAUCAAAAGGCUGUAGACAGAUACUGUAAAGCUCUGAUGACAAGAAAAUCAUUGAUAGAUCUUUGGGAUAAAAGCUCAAGUUUCAUUAAGCAAUCUGGUAAGCAUACAAUGUCUUGUGCAGAUGGAGACUUGAGAAAAAUUGUCAAAGAACUAAUUGAGUGCCAUGCUUUGAGGAAAAUUCCAAAACGAAGGUAUCAGUAUUUCAAGAGGGUAAAAAGUAGCCUAAUUGCAAAUUUGGACAUGACAUCACUCUUUGCAUGGAUUGAGAAACACAAGAAGUUUAUCAAAGAACGUAAAGCAGCUCGCUAA
Molecule: messenger RNA, 1998 nt
Organism: Rhopilema esculentum
Lineage: Eukaryota; Metazoa; Cnidaria; Scyphozoa; Rhizostomeae; Rhizostomatidae
Source: RefSeq, a predicted model, not a curated record